Scophthalmus maximus (turbot) is the source of this 2677-nucleotide messenger RNA. RefSeq names its product bifunctional apoptosis regulator. Bases 333 to 1697 code for a protein of 454 amino acids. Gene Ontology annotation, cellular component: nucleus. Gene Ontology annotation, biological process: proteasome-mediated ubiquitin-dependent protein catabolic process. Gene Ontology annotation, molecular function: ubiquitin protein ligase activity; protein binding. The transcript is spliced from 9 exons. The record is from RefSeq and is a predicted model, not a curated record. Lineage: Eukaryota; Metazoa; Chordata; Actinopteri; Pleuronectiformes; Scophthalmidae.
AAAUCAGCUGAGCCCCUUCACAACAUCUGCUCUCCGGGGACCCGGAAGGCACCACGUGAUGAGUUUUGGACAGGUGAGGUCAGAGGUAGGCGUGUGCGCGUGCGCGUGAGAGCGCGAGCGAGAGAGGGAGAGCGAGAGAGAGAGAGGCAGCAUCAGCAGAGCGGAGCCAUGGCCACAGCCGUUCAACCUCAGUGCUCCGUGUGCGGUUCGACUUGAAUUUGACCGACGACAAGCCGCCGAGAUGAUGAUGAAGAUGAUGAAGAUGUCCUCCUCCUCCAGCCGGUCACCUGUCAGGGCACAUUCCUGAGGCGCAGCGACACGACUUAGCGACGAUGGAGUGGGAUUCAUCCGACGACAGACUGGGAACACCUAUGGACGACCCCCUCGACGAAUCGGAUUUGUCCCAGUCAAAGGGCCCGGACCCCGGCAACAUCUCAGAACUCGAAUUCUCGUGCCACUGUUGCUACGACAUCCUGGUGAACCCCACCACUUUGACCUGCGGCCACAACUUCUGCCGCCACUGUCUGGCUCUGUGGUGGGAAUCCUCGCACAAGAACGAGUGUCCCGAGUGCCGGGAGAAGUGGGAAGGCUUUCCCAAGAUCAACAUACUGCUGAGGGAUGCAACUGAAAAGCUGUUCAGUGACGUCGUUCAGGAGAGGAGAGCGGUGAUCCAGGACAACCCCAAAAUCUCCCGGAGCCUGUUGGCCUUCCAGAGAUAUGUCGACAACUUGGGCAGAUCCAGGACAAACAAGCACAAAGGAGCAGGCUUCUUCUUCUCUGGCGUCCUAACUGCACUCACAUGCGUGGCCGUGAUGGUGCUGGUGUAUCACUGGAGCGGUGGCAUGGCGGAGCAGCACGACCUGCUGAUCAGUAAACCGGUGUCUCACUGGACGGCGGAGGAGGUGGUGUCCUGGCUGGAGCACCUGGGGCCCUGGGCCCAGCUCUACAGAGAACCCUUCCAACAGGAAAACGUCAACGGAAGGCUGCUGUUGAUGCUGGGGGACGAAGAGUUGUCGAAGCCGCCUUACAGCAUCGAGAACCAGGCGCACCGACGGGCUGUUAUGGCCGAACUGGACAGAGUGAAAGCCCUGGGGGUCAAACCUCCGCAGAACCUCUGGGAAUACAAAGCGGUGAACGCCGGGAAGUCUCUGUUCCUGUUGUAUGCGCUGAAGCGCUCGCCGCGUCUCACUCUCUUCUACUUGUAUCUAUUCGACUACGCGGAAACCUUCCUGCCCUUCAUGCACACCUGCUGUCCGGCCAUGGUGCACAUGGAGCAACCGGUGGAGAGCAGCUUCCUCCACACACAGUCGGAGCCCAACUGGCGACAGUGGGCCGAGUUCCUGGUGAAGUACGUCCUGCUUCCGUACCAGCUUAUAGCGGAGUUUGCCUGGGACUGGCUGGCCGUCCACUACUGGACGUCUCGCUUCAUCAUCGUCAACGCCAUGCUGCUGUCGGUUCUGGAGGGCUGUGCGCUAUGGAGCCUCUGGACAAGAGCCAGGUUCAGUACUCUGCCACGCAAGAUGUGGAACCACAUGUGGAAGGUGUUAUCUCAGGGCUUCGCCUUCGCCCUGCUGUGGCCUUUCGUCCCCCAGUUUGUGUGCAACUGCUUCUUCUACUGGGCUCUUUACUUCAGUCCCGUCGUCAACAUAGACCUGGUGGUACAGCAGCUGAUGCACCCUGAAACGCAGGCGCUGUGACCACACCGCAUGCAGCCGGUGCCCCGUUCAGUGCCACGCAGUUCAACAGCACAUAAAAAGUCAAUGGCUCAGAAAGCCAGUUGCUGAAAACUAUUUAUUAUCAGCAUUAAAAGCUCACAAGGCUGGCUUCGUCUGCUGCUGUUGGAGAUGAAGUUUUCUCGCUUCAUGUCUUGUCUCUUGAGCUGCAACGGUUGCCAUGUGGAACAAGACGAGAGAGAGACUCUGAGCUACUGUGGGAGAAGCAAAAACCAAUGAAGUGAGAGACGGUGAAAACAUCAGAGAGAUGAAUGCAUUGGACUCUCCAACCAGACCGCCUACUCUAAAUGAUGCGAGGGGGGGUAUGCAAAUGAUAAGUUAUGUUUGUUCAUUGGUGACGAUGAAGACUGGCAUGUGAUAGCUUUGUAGCACUGAGAUGGGUCGUCCAGUCAAAGAACUAUUUUGUAACUAUUUUCAAAUCACCUUUUGCUCGAUAAGUAUCAGUUUGAAUUAUGCAGUAUUAUGAUACAAAUCCUUAUUCUGCAUACAUUUCAGUGCGCUCGCUCUUGUUGCUCUGGCUACGACUGCGAUCUCGGUGCGACAGAGCCGUCCGUCGAUUCAUCCCACAAGGUUUGGUAACGUGAUUAUGAAUUCCCUUCACAGAUUUGUGGCACUUAAAUUUGAAUAAAACUUAUGUUCUUAAAAUUAUUUUUGGGAUGCUGAUUUGUUUUUGUUUUUAAGUGAUUUUAAGGAGAAGCUGUUUGAAACAGAUUUUAUUUGCUUGUACAGCCUGACAAAGAUUUGAGUUGCACCUUUUUUUGUAAUUGUUCAUAAUAGUUUUGUUUGCAGUAGACAUGACAUAUACAUGUGCUGGGUGGGCAGAACUAAUCAAAGACAUGCUAUUUUUUUACAUUGUUCAGUUGCACUUAAAAAGGUUCUACACUGUGAUUUUGUCCUUCAAGGUUCUCUGAUGAAAAAGGAAAAAUAAAGAUUUUUAAAUGUUA